AUGCUACUGUACUUCUUCAAACAGCCUGUGGAGAAUGUCCUCAAUGAUACAGACUGGCCUUUUAAUGGCAAUGUCAAAACCUUUGGAGAUAUUGCCUUCCUAUGUAUUGUCACAGCUAUCAUUGCAGAGCACUCAUAUUUUCUGUGGAAACAAAAGCCUUCAGCAUCUUCCGCCCCUGUCAAAUUAGCCAUUCAAAAGCUGAACUCAUCUGUUGACUUGAAUUAUAUCAAAACUGCCAUUGAGAAGGCAUCUCAUCUUAAAACCCAGGAUCAAAAGCAUGCACUUGUAAAGAUUGCUCUGGAAAAUUGUCUUUCUUUAUAA
Messenger RNA from Laccaria bicolor S238N-H82, 321 nucleotides. RefSeq lists its product as uncharacterized. Lineage: Eukaryota; Fungi; Basidiomycota; Agaricomycetes; Agaricales; Hydnangiaceae. Bases 1 to 321 code for a protein of 106 amino acids. The record is from RefSeq and is a predicted model, not a curated record. The transcript is spliced from 5 exons.